Echinostoma caproni is the source of this 2022-nucleotide messenger RNA. The record is from the annotation of a GenBank genome assembly. NCBI's taxonomy places the organism in Eukaryota, Metazoa, Platyhelminthes, Trematoda, Plagiorchiida, Echinostomatidae.
AUGACUCCCGUACGUGACCUUUCAUACAGCGUGGUUCCCGCCUCAAACCAACUGAUUUCCCACGUGACAUUUCAUCCCUUGUCAUUGUCCCGCGCUCCGACACCGACGUUGUUGGGUUCAAACAACCAAUGCGGUAGCGCACUGGCCACAGAAAUCGACUCCUAUCGGCGUCGUAUCCAAACACUUCUUCAUUUCUUCGACUGUAUCGCCCAACACUGGUGGGAUCAUUUAUACCCAUACAAGCGCGAUUUGAUUAAACGUCCUAGCCGCAGUGCAGAUGAAAUACGUUCUUAUCGCACACGUCUGGUUGCUCGACUGAACAAAUUCACUAUGCGCACAGUUGCACCCGCGGCUGCCGCUAUUGCCAUGAUGGAAGCGCAAGCCAGUGUCAAAGUAUUACCUCCCAAUUUGCUCAGUCCUCUGUCCAUGGACAUGAUGACCAUGGAUGUUCCAAUAACCGGAGAUAACGGAGCUGCAUUACUAAACAAAGCUUGUAAUCUGGCUCGUCGAAUAGGCGAUAUUGAAAAGUUGAAACAACGUUUAAUUUUGGCCGCACUGACCUGGAUCACUAGUGACGGUCGCGAUUUCAAUCUGCGCACUCAGCGUAUUGCACUAUUAGCGCGGCACGCGGAACCAUGUCUGAUUGAACACUUUCCCGGGGUUCGUGCUCUACUCACCCACUACUAUCGUCCGCGUGUUUUAGUGCAAAAAUCGACCGGAUCGGGGGCGGUGUAUGCCACGGCCAAAACAAAUACGACGCCACGCACCGAACCAAUAACAGCAGCUAGAUUGACAACUACUAACGAACAGAUUGCUGCAGCUAUUCAACAAGGCUGCCCCCGAAUACGAUCGACCAAUCAAUUGAGAACUAUCGAUUCGGAAGACAGGUCAGAAGAACUCCGUUCGCCGUUGGGAAACAUAACACGACACUCUGUGUUGGAGCACCUGAGUCAUACAGAUGAUCUAUUCGGUAGCUUAUCCAACUCGAUGCACUUCCCACAUGACAUUUUAACUCUGACUGAAAGUAGUCCGAUCCCGAUGUUGCCGAGUAUUGUGCUGAAUCCAUUAUCCAUCGAUACAAGUCAACUUGACUGGCUUAGUUACGAAAUCAAUCAGCGUGAUUUCAAUCUACACAUAUUGAACAAAGAAGAACCGGAGGAUGAAUCGAAUCGUUUCACGAGAUCACCAGUGUCCACACCGAUAAAUCGUGUAAAACCAGUCGAAGAUUCUGUACACAGUUCGGUGACAUCGAUCACAAAAAGCAACCGAUCUCGCGUAUCUGGUCCGGAAAUCAUGAUAUCUACGAGGGAAAUUAUGAAUUUGUCACCGUCCGCAACUCGUUAUCGAACGACCGUAGGAACACCGAUUGCUGUGGGCAAUUGGAAAAUUCACGGCUGGUCCGGUAGCUCACAUGAUUCGGAAUUCAGUGGAUUAGAUAUUUCGUUGACCAGUUUUGUGGAACAAAAACCGGAAGAAACGCAUCGUGCAGAGGAUACCACCACUAUCGGUGGAGCAUUGGCUUCCUUACGCUCGUCAGAUGAAUUAUCGGACUCCGGACGGACGCAAACUCCACUGACCGCACACGGUGAAGGUGCUGUGACACCCAGUCUAGCGAGUAAACACGAACACAUCGAGACAAGUAUAAAAGAAUCCCCACCAGGGACCAAGGGACCACAGCUCGCAGCGAGAAAUCUAACGGGAAAAGGUGAAGAGCCGUUGAAUCAAAUUCCAACCGAGAGGAAAUCCACCGUACACCCGACCAAUCAGUUGAUGAACGCGAAAAAAUUGCGAGCCAAUGUGCAUUGGCGGGUGAGCUCGAAACAGUGCACAACAGUCAAUCAAAUGCGAGUGAUCAAUUCGAAGAUCUCAACUACGAACACACCGUUGACAGCGAAAGAUACGAAAUUCCCAAACGCAAAUAAUCCGCUUGUUCCGCCUCCCGUAGUCAAUGGUAGCCAUCGCAACCAGAUGCCCAGUAGGACCCAGUUGCCCAACAUGCGAGAUAGAAAAUACUCGCGAUAA